AUGGAGACACGUGCAGGGAAGCCAGGUAGGCAAGGGCCGGUGGACGGGAGCGCAGCCAGAGAGGGUGGCAAGGGGGCAAAAGAAGCACGCAUCAGGGAAGUUCACAGGGGCGAGCGGCAGGAAGCGCAGCAGGGAGAGCGGAAAGGGAAAGAGAGCGGCGGCGCGGAAACCUGGCGCGGAGGGGGCGCAGAGGCGGGCAGCGGAGCCAACCAAAGAAGGGGGGAUGCGAGCGCGAGGGAAAAGGGCGCGCAGAUAGCCAGGGGCCACCAGAGGAGGGCAGCGCGCAAGAAAGAGAGGGCACGGCCCUUAGGGGGGGAGGGGGAGUGGGGCCAGCCACAAAACCCCGAAGGGGGGCUGAGCGACGGCAAGGCCAAGCGCCAGGGCCCGGGCCCAGGGGGAGAAGGGGGGCCACGGAGAACAGGGGAGACCAGAAUGGAGGGAAGGAGGCGGGGGCGGAGGCAAGAAAUAGUGGAGGACAGCGGCGGGCGGAGCAAAAGCGGCGGGCGGAGGGACGGGCGCCUGGGCGGCGGGAGCAAUCGAGGCGACGACAGGGGGCAGCCGAGGCCGGAGGGCGAAGCGAGGCGGGGGGCCAAGCCAGGGAUGCGGAGGGGCGGAGACCAGAGGACAAAAAAAGAGAAGGCAGUAAAGGAGACAAGUUGA
Molecule: messenger RNA, 660 nt
Organism: Ipomoea nil (Japanese morning glory)
Lineage: Eukaryota; Viridiplantae; Streptophyta; Magnoliopsida; Solanales; Convolvulaceae
Product: heterogeneous nuclear ribonucleoprotein A1-like
Exons: 1
Coding region: 1-660 (219 amino acids)
Source: RefSeq, a predicted model, not a curated record